Cynocephalus volans (Philippine flying lemur) is the source of this 960-nucleotide messenger RNA. RefSeq names its product olfactory receptor 3A3. Gene Ontology annotation, cellular component: plasma membrane. Gene Ontology annotation, molecular function: G protein-coupled receptor activity; olfactory receptor activity. Gene Ontology annotation, biological process: G protein-coupled receptor signaling pathway. The record is from RefSeq and is a predicted model, not a curated record. The coding region runs from base 13 to 960 and encodes 315 amino acids. Lineage: Eukaryota; Metazoa; Chordata; Mammalia; Dermoptera; Cynocephalidae. The transcript has a single exon.
UCACAGGAACUCAUGGAGCCAGAAGCUGGGACCAACAUGACAGCCAUUACUGAGUUCAUUCUACUGGGCCUAGUGGAAACAGAAGCGAUGCAGUCUGUGGUCUUUGUGCUCUUCUUCUUUGCCUACCUGAUCACAGUUGGGGGCAACCUCAGCAUCCUGGCAGCCAUCCUGGUGGAGCCCAAACUCCACACCCCCAUGUACUUCUUCCUGGGGAACCUAUCAGUGCUGGAUGUUGGGUGCAUCAGUGUCACUGUUCCCUCCAUGUUGGGUCGUCUCCUGUCCCACAAGCGUACAGUUCCCUAUGGAGCCUGCCUCUCCCAACUCUUCUUUUUCCAUCUUCUGGCUGGGAUGGACUGCUUCCUGUUGACAGCCAUGGCCUAUGACCGAUUCCUGGCCAUCUGCCGGCCCCUCACCUACAGCACUCACAUGAGCCAGACAGUCCAGAGGAUAUUGGUGGCUGUGUCUUGGGCUUGUGCCUUCACCAAUGCACUCACCCACACUGUGGCCAUAUCCACACUCAACUUUUGUGGUCCCAAUGUGAUCAACCACUUCUACUGUGACCUCCCACAGCUCUUCCAGCUCUCCUGCUCCAGCACCCAACUCAAUGAGCUGCUGCUCUUUGUAGCAGCAUCCUUCAUGGCUGUGGCCCCCUUGGUCCUCAUCACUGUGUCUUAUGUCCACGUGGUAGCUGCUGUGCUACGAAUCCGCUCUACCCAGGGCAGGAAGAAAGCCUUCUCCACAUGUGGCUCCCACCUCACUGUGGUGGGCAUCUUCUAUGGGACAGGCGUCUUCAGCUACAUGAGGCUGGGUUCAGUGGAGGCUUCAGACAAGGACAAAGGGGUUGGGGUUUUCAUGACUGUUAUCAAUCCCAUGCUCAACCCACUCAUCUACAGCCUCAGAAACACUGACGUUCAGGGUGCUCUGUGUCAGGUCCUUGUGGGGAGGCAGUCACUGACCUGA